AUGUCAAACUCAUUCUUUGAGCGGGCCAACCCGCCGCCACGGCGGAAAACAUGUACAGCCUGCACCAAAGCCAAGCGCAGAUGCGACCACGGCCAACCCGCAUGCUUGCGGUGCUCGAGGCGGAAUAUCGCCUGCGACUACUCCGCUCCGCCAAUACCGAUCAGAUCAAAGGCGAGCAAUCGCGAUCUCAUUGUGCGAGCCCCGAAGCCUCGGCGACAGCAUCAUCAAAGCAGUGCAGCUCCAAGUCCCGUUCCCCUCCUCGACGACAACGCUGGCUCCAGCGCUUCCCUCACUCCUUGGUCCCAGAAUCCGGAUCUUUUACCUUUAGACAUGGGAGACUUGGAAGAUGUCAAUUUUGAUCUGGCCUUUGACGAACUCAUCACCAGUGAAGCCUUCCUCGAAGGGGCCUUGAUCGCUCCUUCCCUCACGCCCAAGCCAGACGAUAUGCUUGUCCCAUCUUACGACUCUGCCCCAGGCUCACUUGAGAGUGUGAUAGCCAACCGUCUUCAGUAUGCCCUUGAUGAAAUUGAAAAGGUUCCGACCACGGUGGUGAUGGAGAACCAAGCUCCGUGGAGCCAUCCCUGUUUGUAUCGAGCCCACAUGCCCCGAGACAUGCAAGAUGCUCAAGCCUGCUGCGCUCUUUACAUAGCCAAGAACAAAAUCAACUCAUCCUUCGUCCUACGUACCAUCCAAGCCAGAGCUCACGAGCUGCUCGCCUCGCCAAUGCCCAAGAACCGCCUCGACAUUCUAGCUCGCUUCCACGCCAUUCUCCUCUACCAAAUAAUCCGCCUGUUCGACGGCGACAUCUCCAUGCGGGCCUCCGCUCAACACACCUUAUCCUCUCUAGAACACACCAUACUCGCCCUACUGCCGUUUGUGAAGUGGGAACCGGAACAGCCUGCCACUGGCCCGGCCCAAGACUACACCGCAUGCCCGACCAAGGACUUUUGGCAGGAAUGGAUCUUCCAAGAGUCAGCUCGACGUACCAUAUUCUUCACCUGUUUCUUCCUUGUUGCCUAUAGUGCUCUGGUCGGCACGCUUACCAAUGGAUGUGAGGAACGAUACGUGUUUUGUCAGUCGUGGACCAUGUCCGCUCAUCUUUGGAAGGCGCCUACCGUAGUUGACUUUGCUGUUGCUUGGAAGGAGAAGCAGCACCUUGUGAUUACAAAGCAGGGCUUUGAGGAAGCCUUGAGGGAUGCUGCUGCUGAUGAUAUUGACGCGUUUGGAAAGAUACUCUUGGUCAGCGCGUUGGGCAUUGAAGAUGCGAGGCUGUGGUUUUACAACAGGGGCAGCUCUUUGUGA
Colletotrichum abscissum is the source of this 1302-nucleotide messenger RNA. RefSeq lists its product as uncharacterized. The record is from RefSeq and is a predicted model, not a curated record. NCBI's taxonomy places the organism in Eukaryota, Fungi, Ascomycota, Sordariomycetes, Glomerellales, Glomerellaceae. Gene Ontology annotation, cellular component: nucleus. The transcript is spliced from 2 exons. Gene Ontology annotation, biological process: positive regulation of transcription by RNA polymerase II. The coding region runs from base 1 to 1302 and encodes 433 amino acids. Gene Ontology annotation, molecular function: zinc ion binding; RNA polymerase II cis-regulatory region sequence-specific DNA binding; DNA-binding transcription factor activity, RNA polymerase II-specific.